Zophobas morio is the source of this 2777-nucleotide messenger RNA. RefSeq lists its product as uncharacterized. Gene Ontology annotation, biological process: proteolysis. The coding region runs from base 13 to 2673 and encodes 886 amino acids. Gene Ontology annotation, molecular function: serine-type endopeptidase activity. The transcript has 17 exons. NCBI's taxonomy places the organism in Eukaryota, Metazoa, Arthropoda, Insecta, Coleoptera, Tenebrionidae. The record is from RefSeq and is a predicted model, not a curated record.
UGUAGCUCAAUAAUGUGGCUUGUGAAAAAAAUAAUUCCAUGUAUAUUUUUAAUUUCAUCUGUUGUGUCUGCAAGUUCACUUAAAACAGUCUACACUGUUCAAGCUAGGGUACUUCGAGGAACAAAAACUGGAUGCAUUCUUCCACCACAUCCGGACUUUGGAAACUGGUCGGUCUAUAACUCAAAUACUGAAUUGCUGCCUGGAGAUGAAAUACCUUCAGGUUCAAUUUUGCAAGUACUUUGCAACGAAAAUUACACAUUCGGCGAUCCCGGAUUUAGUACCUGUAUAGAAGGAAAAUGGAUACUCGCAAUUCCUAAAUGUUUACAAACCUGCCCUCCAUUGGCCAAUUCAGACCUCCUAAACGUUACUUGUUCAGAUAAAAAUGGAAAAAAUAUUAACUGUUCGAAAGCUACAGAAAAUUCGUCUGCCGACUUUAAGUGUACAGACUAUUACGAAGUUAGAGACUUGGACACUCGUCCACCGACCAUGUGUGUUGGAGGUAAAUGGAACAACAUAAUCCCAGAAUGCGUUCCAGUUUGUGGCAGAAAACGUUAUAGUGAGCCCACCUUUAUAGUUAAUGCACAGGCGGUACGUGAAGGAGAUUAUCCCUGGCAGGUUGCUAUAUAUAACGGAACUGAAGUAAAACAACUUAUUUGUGGUGGUUCUCUGUUAAAUCAAAACGUCGUUCUAACUGCUGCCCACUGUGUUAUAACCGCUGACGAUUUUCAUACCAAAAGUACUUAUAUAGUUGCGGUCGGGAAGUACUACCGCCAGAUUGAUGACGUACGGGAUUUUAAAGAAGCCCAAUUUUCUUUAGUGGAAAACAUAUUCAUUCCCGAAGAUUAUCAAGGCCGAAUCCGAAAUUAUAAAAGUGACAUUGCGGUUAUUAUUACUAAACAAAAAUUUACCUUAACUGAAAGAGUUUUACCAGUUUGUAUCGAGUGGAAUUCGCUUUUGUUGGACAAAGCCAUCAAAUUUUCACGCCACGGAUACGUAUGUGGUUGGGGUUACACACAGGAAGAUGGAAGUGUUUCAGAUGUUUUACGGGAAUUAAGCGUGCCCCUAGUUAACAACGCAUUAUGCGAAGAAAUAUUACCUAAUUAUUUCAGAAAAUACUUGACAAGUGACAAAAUAUGUGCUGGAUAUUCUAAUACAAGUACCUCGAUUUGUAAAGGUGACAGUGGAGGUGGUUUGGUACUGAAACGUGACGAUAGGUAUUACAUCACAGGAAUUGUUAGUGUGGGACCCCCGUCCCCUACAGCACACACAGACAGUUGUGAUAGUCAACAGUACGGACUUUACACUAAAAUUUCUGACCACAGAAACUUUAUCGCAAAAAAAAUUGCUUUAGUAGAUAGCGCAACACCAGUGGAAAGUAAGGAACCAACGACUGAUGAGGCUAUCAAAGAUACAAUUUUGGCUUCCAAAAAUGGUUGUAUCUUACCACAACAUCCCAAAUUUGGACAAUGGACAGUUCACGAUUUUGCUAAAAGACGUCGUUUCGUAACUGGACAGUUUGUAGAAUCAGGGACAGAGUUAAUAGUAAACUGCCAAGAUCAGUAUAUUUUAAAGGGUCCCAGUCAUGUUACCUGUGAAGAUGGUAUCUGGAACACUACCUUGGCAAAAUGUUUAAAGACUUGUCCUCCUAUAUAUAGUACUAAAACCAUGAAAGUGAGUUGCUCCUACCAACAAAGCAGUUUUCUUUCUAACGGAUAUACUAAAGAUUGCGUAAAUGCAACUGAUGGAACUUUGGCGGAUUUUGAAUGUGCACCUUUCUAUGAAGAUUUUGCAUUAAGUAGGAAUCCACUCCAUGUUUGUCUAGAUGGAAAAUGGGACCAAAAAACACCGGCAUGUUUUCCAGCAUGUGGAGUGGUAGAUGAAGACAAAGAACAAAAAUUGUUUCGGUGGCAUAUUGCUAUUUACAGUAGCACUACUAAAGAUUUAAUUUGUAGCGGAACUUUGGUUAAUGAAAAAGUUAUUUUGACUGCUGCUCAUUGCGUAAGCGAUUCCUCACGUAAUUUAAAAUCGAGAGAGAACUUCUUAAUAACAGCUGGAAAUUAUUAUCGACAUUUUAACGAUUCACGAGAUUCUGGAUACAUUCAAAUUUCCGGAGUGGAGGCCAUUUUCACCCCCAGAUCAAUUGAUAAUAAGACUAUUAGUUACGAUGGAGAUAUUGCUGUUCUAGUAGCAAGCAACCCAUUCAAAUUAAGUCAGAGAAUUGGACCAGUGUGUUUAGAUAAACGUCCCAUCAUUGGAUACGUCUCCAAACUUAAUUAUCUAUAUUCAACGGGAUGGGGUUAUGACAUUGAUAAAACGGAAUUUCCUGAUUACCUCAAAAAUGUUAAAAUUCCAAUUCAAUCUCAAGGAUUAUGCGACGAAAAAGUGGAACAUCAAUAUUACAAUCACUCAUUGUUUGAAGACAAAAUCUGCGUCGGAUAUGCCGAUAACAGUUCAAUGAUUUGUUUUGGAGACACAGGUGCAGGUUUAGUGUUUCGUCAUAAUGAUGGACGUCAUUAUUUAAUAGGGAUUAUGGUUCGUAGUCCAGAUAGUCCCACUGAAAUAAAUGCUUGCUCGAGGCAGAAGCUAGGCGUUUACACAAACACUUAUUUUUAUAUAUGGAAUUUCAUUUUACAGAAAGAAGCUGAAUUUCGACCUGAUUCGAACAAAACAUAGUAAAUAAAAUGAGUGUAUAGCAUAUAAAUAUUAAUUCUUUAGGUAAAACAGGGAUUUACUUUAGUAAUGUGUAGGACAUCAAUAACUGUUGUUAUCUUAUUAAA